Molecule: messenger RNA, 5202 nt
Organism: Haliotis rufescens (red abalone)
Lineage: Eukaryota; Metazoa; Mollusca; Gastropoda; Lepetellida; Haliotidae
Product: spliceosome-associated protein CWC27 homolog
Exons: 11
Coding region: 109-1668 (519 amino acids)
Biological process (GO): protein folding; protein peptidyl-prolyl isomerization
Cellular component (GO): catalytic step 2 spliceosome
Molecular function (GO): peptidyl-prolyl cis-trans isomerase activity
Source: RefSeq, a predicted model, not a curated record
CAAAAUGGCUGCGUCCAUGGAAAAGAAAGCCGGUAGCAGUUGUUGAUCUACAAUACGCGUAUUCUUCUGAUACACUGUAGAACUUAGUCGCAUUCACACAUUUUAAUCAUGAGUAACAUCUAUAUCCAAGAACCUCCUACUCAUGGAAAGGUUUUGCUGUCAACAACUGUUGGUGAUAUUGAUAUAGAGCUAUGGUCAAAAGAGGCUCCCAAGGCAUGCCGGAAUUUUGUUCAGUUGUUGAUGGAGGGAUACUACGAUGGGACAAUCUUUCACCGUUUAGUCAAGGACUUCAUAGUCCAGGGAGGUGACCCCACAGGAACUGGUGAAGGAGGUGAAUCCAUAUAUGGAGAACCAUUUAAGGAUGAAGUUCAUUCCCGUUUGCGAUUUGUUCGUAGAGGUCUGGUUGCUAUGGCAAAUGCUGGUGCCAAUGAUAAUGGCAGUCAGUUCUUCUUCACUUUAGGCCCAGCUCCAGAGCUCUAUAAGAAACACACCAUAUUUGGAAAGGUCGCAGGUAACACACUGUUUAACAUGAUCAAACUACAAGAUGUAGAGACUGAUGGCAAUGAACGACCUCUUUACCCACACAAGAUUCUCAAGGGAGAGAUCCUCUCCAACCCGUUUGAUGACAUUGAACCGAGAGUCCUAAAGAAGAAAAAACUAGAAGGAGAGGAAGCAAAGAAACACAAGAGUAAAUCCAAGGCCACAAAAAAUUUCAGCUUGCUGUCAUUUGGGGAGGAGGCAGAGGAAGAUGAGGAGCAGACGGAUAAAGCAUCAAAGACGAUGCGAGGAAAGAGUAAAAGCAGCCAUGAUCUGAUAGACGACCCUCGGCUGAGUUCUGUCCCAGCCCUGGAGACAGAUGAGAGACCAGAUGGCGGCAAAAAGAGAAAGUCGGGCGGAGAAACAGAGGGCUCUGACACAGGCGAUGACAGUAAAGAGAAGUCAUUAGAGGUUGUGAGGAAGAAACUCAAGAUAGAUGAGAUGGACAAGAAGAAGGAUGUCGGUGGGAAGGAAGACAAGAAGAAAGAAGACAGAAAAAAGGAAGACAGCGACAGAGAGUCAGAAAAACCAAAGCCAGCAAACAGUGAGGAGCUGAAAAAGGAGUCAAAGCAUUUACAAAAGGAACUGUCAGAAGCUAAACGGAAGAGUGAGAGAAAGACAGACGAAAAGCAGGAGAAACAAGAAGACCCAAAAGAAGCAAAGAAGGAUGUGAAGUCUGAAGGAAAGACAAAAGACACAAAAGACAAAGGGAAGAAAGGAGCAGAUAUAGAGAUGAUGCCCAAGGUGGACAUGCUGGAGGAGUACAAGCAGGAGCGGCAGAAGUACAAGGACCUGCGACAGAAGCAGAGCAAGAAGGGGUCCAGUCGGGAGGCAGACACACUUGCCAUGCUCGCCAAGUUCCAGAAUAAACUUGAGAAUGUCAGGAAGUUAGCUACAGACGAUGAUGAAGAGGAAAUGGAGGAAGAGAAGAAAGAAGCAGAAGCAGAAGAAGAACUGGAAGAUGAUGAUAUGUCCUGGUUGGGACACAAAUUACAUUUUGAGGACAAAUCCAGGAAAGUCAUUGAUGCCAAUAUAACUGAUGAGGACAGAUAUGAAAUUUACGAUCCUCGAAAUCCGCUAAAUAAGCGGAGAAGAGAAGCCAGCAAACAGACUUCUCGGGACAGACGGUAACAAUGAUUCCUCAGUAACAUGCCGGGGUGUUCCAGGCACAGACGAUAACGGUGACUCUCUGAACUACUAGGAGAGUGUUCAUGGAGACAGACAGUUGACGUGAGGAACGUGCGCCUUGUGAUGUAUCCGCUCAAAACAACCCUAGUUUCUCAUUGGGGGAUUAUCAUCAUGCAUUAUGUUCACUGGUGAUUUCAUGAUGAGUAAUAAAUAGUAAUGUCUAUGUCAGAUAUCAGCAUUGUCGGGAUGUGACAAGCUGGCAAGGGAGAACAUGAAUGGAGUUUAUUAUGUUUUUCUCAUAAUGAUAUUAGAAUGCUGGAUUGUGAUGUGUCAAGCUAACACUCUAUCCGCUGAGCUGCCUUACUGCACUGAUAAAUAACACUGUGAGGUACUUAUUGUUGUCUGGGUGUUUUCGGUUGUCUUUGUCGAAGUGAAAAGUGAAAGUCAGUGUAUGUUAUAAGCCUGCCAAAGUCAUUGAAACAUUUAAAGGGAGACAACUCUAUAGCACCUGUGUGACUAAGUUAGAAGUGAAUGAUUCCAGGAAAGUUAGAUGUUCUGUCAGUAGAAAGGGAAAGCUUGUAACAUUAUGUGGUUGAGCCAGAAGUGAAUGAUUCCAGGAAAGUUAGAUGUUCUGUCAGUAGAGAGGGAAGGCUUGUAAGAAUGAGUGGUUGAGCCAGAAGUGAAUGAUUCCAGGAAAGUUAGAUUGUGUGUCACUAGAAAGUGAAAGCUUGUAACAAUGUGUGUUUGAGCCAGAAGUGAAUGGAUCAAGGAAGGUAUUAUCAACAUGAAAAUGUAACAGAAUAAGGAUUUAUUAGUAAUGAAGUACCACAUGUGUAUGAAAGUGGUUUGUUUGUUUCGUAUUAAAACUGAUGCCCUCUCCAUCUUGAUCUCCAGACAAUCUCCAGACAAUGCUCACUGUAUGUACUGAGUUCCCUAUCACUGUCAAUACAUCGCAUCAAGCAGUGGCCUGGUUGAAGCGAAGGGGAAUCAGCGUGUACAGAUGACAAUAUAUCUUGGUCAGCAUGUGCCAUAGUCUUUUGGCCAUCUGCUCAACAUGAUGACUGGUAUAUCACACCUGGAUGAAUCCAUGUUAUCAGAUACACCUGGAUGAAUCCAUGUUAUCAGACACCUGGAUGAAUCCAUGUUAUCAGACACACCUGGAUGAAUCCAUGUUAUCAGACACACCUGGAUGAAUCCAUGUUAUCAGACACACCUGGAUGAAUCCAUGGUAUCAGACACACCUGGAUGAAUCCAUGGUAUCAGACACACCUGGAUGAAUCCAUGGUAUCAGACACACCUGGAUGAAUCCAUGGUAUCAGACACACCUGGAUGAAUCCAUGGUAUCAGACACCUGGAUGAAUCCAUGUUAUCAGAUACACCUGGAUGAAUCCAUGUUAUCAGACACCUGGAUGAAUCCAUGUUAUCAGACACACCUGGAUGAAUCCAUGUUAUCAGACACACCUGGAUGAAUCCAUGUUAUCAGACACACCUGGAUGAAUCCAUGGUAUCAGACACACCUGGAUGAAUCCAUGGUAUCAGACACACCUGGAUGAAUCCAUGGUAUCAGACACACCUGGAUGAAUCCAUGGUAUCAGACACCUGGAUGAAUCCAUGUUAUCAGACACACCUGGAUGAAUCCAUGUUAUCAGACACACCUGGAUGAAUCCAUGUUACCAGACACACCUGGUUGAAUCCAUGUUAUCAGACACCUGGAUGAAUCCAUGUUAUCAGACACCUGGAUGAAUCCAUGUUAUCAGACACACCUGGAUGAAUCCAUGUUAUCAGACACCUGGAUGAAUCCAUGGUAUCAGAGACACCUGGAUGAAUCCAUGUUAUCAGACACACCUGGUUGGUAUCCAUGUUAACAGACACACCUGGAUGAAUCCAUGUUAUCAGACACCUGGAUGAAUCCAUGGUAUCAGACACACCUGGAUGAAUCCAUGGUAUCAGAGACACCUGGAUGAAUCCAUGUUAUCAGACACACCUGGUUGGUAUCCAUGUUAACAGACACACCUGGAUGAAUCCAUGUUAACAGACACACCUGGUUGAAUCCAUGUUAUCAGACACCUGGAUGAAUCCAUGUUAUCAGACACCUGGAUGAAUCCAUGUUAUCAGACACACCUGGAUGAAUCCAUGUUAUCAGACACCUGGAUGAAUCCAUGGUAUCAGACACACCUGGAUGAAUCCAUGGUAUCAGACACACCUGGAUGAAUCUAUGUUAUCAGACACACCUGGAUGAAUCCAUGUUAACAGACACACCUGGAUGAAUCCAUGUUAACAGACACACCUGGUUGAAUCCAUGUUAUCAGACACCUGGAUGAAUCCAUGUUAUCAGACACCUGGAUGAAUCCAUGUUAUCAGACACACCUGGAUGAAUCCAUGGUAUCAGACACACCUGGAUGAAUCCAUGGUAUCAGACACACCUGGAUGAAUCCAUGUUAUCAGACACCUGGUUGAAGAAAGUGAUUAUGUGCAGGGCACUUGUAUGCCAGAUUCUGUGCUGUAUGUUUCAAUCAAAAUGUGAUUAAGUCUGUGCUUUACGUAGUAGAAAGACCUUGGGAGAGUACGUUAUUGUUGAUACAUGAAGGUACAACAGCACAGUGCCCUGUCCAGUGUUUGACACAAACACUUGUCUGCUGGUCCAAGUCUAGUACUUUUUCUUAAGGACCAGUACAAAUAGAUAAAUGCUGGUCCGGUGGUCUAGUGGUAUUUGAGCAAUGAACAAAACAAUUUUAGGUUGUAAAACUUUUGAAAUAAGCAGCAGACCACCUCUAAACUCGAGGCAGAACCAGCCACCCGAACAACCCUGCAUGGAACAGUGGUAACCUUCUUGGCUGGUUUCUCAGUCUAAUUGCACAAUGAAGUGGUACCUAUUACAACACGUUUAGGUCAGGACCAUUGUGUCUAGUAGAGAGCCAACAGAACUAGAAAUUGUUUCUUUGACCCACUGACAAAGUUUGGUUUGUGUCAAACACUGCUGUCCCAAGUUCUCUGUCUGCUGCUGGGCGCCAUUGUAACAGAAUGUGAAGUUGGUUCUGUGAAUAGAGAUCAUUCAUACUUGUAUAUUCUUGUCCAGAUUACCUUCUCUGAUUGUUUUCUCUGUUUGUGACAAGUUGGUCCUGAGUGAGAGCUGAUAUAUAUUUUUUAAGAAAAUAUAACUCAUGUGGCCAUAUUUUGUUUAUCAGAGAACCUUACCCGAUAAUCUAUGUCCUUGAUGACUUCCAUUUUCACAAUCUCAUGCCUUUGUUAGUGCUUACUGAUUAUUGAGACCAUCAUAUGAUAAUAUCAUAACAUGACCAUCAUGAUAAUACAAAAUGCAUUACAUUAAAGUUCUAUUGUUGUUAAUUUUGUAUAUUCCAGUAUUGCCUUUUGAUGGAUAUCUUGAAAACAUAUUUGAAUAUUCUGUUCACAUCUUUCUUUUGGAGAGGGCACGGGUGGCCAAGUCGUCUAAGGUGACGUGAUUUGAUGUGCAGAGUUGCGUCCCUUGGGCGCACCGAACACCUAUGAAUGUGGGUUCGAAUCACGGUUCGCCCUGAU